Molecule: messenger RNA, 942 nt
Organism: Protomyces lactucae-debilis
Lineage: Eukaryota; Fungi; Ascomycota; Taphrinomycetes; Taphrinales; Protomycetaceae
Product: carbon-nitrogen hydrolase
Exons: 3
Coding region: 74-928 (284 amino acids)
Biological process (GO): L-glutamine metabolic process; oxaloacetate metabolic process
Cellular component (GO): mitochondrion
Molecular function (GO): omega-amidase activity
Source: RefSeq, a predicted model, not a curated record
CGACGGCGAGCUGGAGAACAACUUGGUCUUACUACUGGCCAGAGCUCUAUAUAUACAAAGGAACAGCUAGAAGAUGUCUCUUGUACCUCGCUCAUUUAAAGCUUUCCGUCUAGGUCUCAUUCAGCUUGCUACAGGUGCAGACAAGGCACGCAACCUGCAAAAUGCUGCCAGUAAAGUCAAGGAAGCCGUCCAGGGCAAAGCUCAAGUCGUUGUGCUGCCUGAGUGCUUCAACUCUCCUUAUGGAACACAAUACUUCCCCGAGUACGCAGAGUCAAUUGAUCCGCCAGAGCAGAGUUAUCUCGCGCUCGCCAAGAUGGCCAAGGAUAACGACGUCUACCUUGUAGGUGGCUCCAUUCCAGAGAAGAAGGACGGUAAACUAUACAACACAUCUCUGUGCUUUGACCACAAAGGCGAGCUCAUUGGCGUCCACAGAAAAGUACACCUCUUUGAUAUUGACGUCCCUGGCAAGAUUCGCUUCCAAGAGAGCGACUGCUUGAGUCCAGGCGACAAGCUCACUGAGAUCGACACGCCGUACGGUAAAUUUGGUGUCGCCAUCUGCUACGAUGUACGAUUCCCAGAGAUGGCCAUGGUCGCUGCUCGUAACGGGUGCUCAGCUUUCCUGUACCCCGGCGCCUUCAAUCUCACUACGGGUCCGCUGCACUGGGAACUCCUCGGCAGGGCGCGUGCAGUCGAUAACCAAAUCUUUGUCGCUCUGUGCUCACCAGCAAGAGACAUGUCUGCUUCCUACAACGCUUACGGUCACUCCAUCAUUGUCAAUCCGAACGGUCAAGUCUUGGCAGAGGCUGGCACCAACGAGGAGAUCAUCUACGCAGACUGCGAACCACAAGCGAUGGAAGACACACGAAAGUCGAUUCCAGUCACGACGCAGCGUCGCUUUGACGUCUAUGAAAAUGUAGCAGACAAAUAGGUAGAAUCGUCAGC